AUUUGAGGCCGUCGUUGUCAGGCGCCGAUGGAUUUGAACCAGGAACAGCUCGUCCAUGAGGUCGAGCGCAAGUACAUGGCCGCGGCCGAGACGAUCCGUGUGACAAAGGCGCGCAUCGAAGCCCUCGAAGCCGAGCUCGAAGCCAAGCGCGGCGAAAUCGCAACGCACAAGGCCUCCGUCGACGCAUUGGAGGCGAUCAAGCAACAAGGCGACGCUGACCUUGCGCAGGCGGCGCGCGAGAAGGCUCAGCUCGACGCCCAGCUCAAAAGCGUCACGAGUCUUGCGGACCAGCGCUUGGAAGAGAUCCACGCCGAGCGUGGCCGCAUCGCGGAUCAGGCAAAACAGCUUGUGGCCCUCCAAACGAGCGAAACAAAGGCGCUCCAGGCACACGCGCGCCUCGAAGCUCAGCUAGCCCCGCUACAGCUCGAAGUCUCGCGCCUCCGGAAGGAAGUCGCUGCCGAGAAGGCCCACCUUGAAGAGGCCCAGUCGCAGCUCGUCGAGAAAAGCCGGGCCUUUACAGAGUAUCGCCUGGAGGCGCACAAGAAGAUCAGCGACAUUGAACACCAGUGUAUCUCGGCAAAGGAUGACGCUGCGGACUUGCGCCUCCAGGUCUCUCGGCUCCAAGAAGAAAAGCAGGCGCUCCGUGACGAACUCAAGGUCGAGCGCGAGAGCAACCUCGAGAUCCAGACGGAGCACGAACGAGUCGUCGGGCACCUCGAGAAAGAGCUGGCAGCGCAGCACCGUCUGACUGACUUGUACAAGGAUGCGUCGCAGACAGCGUCGUCCAAGGUUGACCACCUUCAAGCGCUUUGUGAGUCGCUCCAGACGUCGUUGAAGGAGGCAGAAGACGCGCUUGCUGAGGAAAGCAGCAAAGUCCGCGAGGAGUCGCAACAGGCGACGAUGCAUCUCUUCAAGGAGCAAAUGCAAGUGUCGGAGGCGAAGAUCGACGAACUCGAAAACGCUGUCGCCAAGGCGCAUGCCCGCGUUGCGGAGCUCGAAGCCGCGAACGCCGCUGCCGCCCGCCGCAUCUCGACGAUCGCCGAGUUUUCGACGACAGCCGGUGAGCUGCACCUGGCCGAGAAUGGUCUCAGCGCUUCCGACAUGUACGACCGCAUCGUGCAACUGGACGCGACCGUCGAAGCCGAGCGCGCGGCCAAGGAAAAGCUCGAAGUCUACCUCCAGCGCGUCUUGUCGGAGAUCCAGGCCAAGGCGCCGUACCUCGAGCGCCUCAAAAAGGAAAACGCCCGCGCGCUCGCGAGCCACGACGCACUGAGCGACCGGCUCGAGUCGGUCACGAACGAGCUUGGAAAGGCACGCGACCACCUCCGGGUGGUGCAAAAGGACAAGGAGGGCGUCGAGAGCGAGCGCGAUGCGCUGCAGCAGUCAGUGACGGACCUCUCGCGCCAGAUCCAGACGCUGCUGUACGCGUCCGUGAAGGGUCCGUCCGCGCCGCUCUCGGACGAAACUCUCGUCGUUUACCGCAACAUUGAAGAGCUGCAAGUGCGCAAUCAGCAGCUCCUCAAGAUCGUGCGCGACCUCUCGGAGAAGACUACCAAGCAGUCGUCGUCGGUCGUCGUCACGGUCGAGUCGGACGAAGACCUCGUGCCAUGGAGCCAGGCACAGUGGGAGACGGUGCACGCCGAGCUAGCGACGCUUCGCGAAGAGCGCGCCCGCGAGCAAGAAAUGGUGAGCGCGAUCGUCAAGCAGCGCGACAUGUACCGCGUCUUGCUCUCGCAAGCUGACGCGCGCUACCAAGAGCAGCCCGCGAUCGAAGCCGCGUCGUCGAAGGAGCGACCGGCCAUGGACCUCGGGUCCCACGACGCGCGCCUCCUUCGCGAGCUCCGCGCCGAAUUUGAGGAGUACAAGAAGGAGAAGCAAGCGCUCGUGACGUCGCUCCGGGCCGCGAUCGACACGCUCCGCGGCGACGUCUCGAAGGCCAAGGUCGCUGCCAUGGAAGCCAGCGUCGAAGCCAAGGCCAACCAAGACAAGUUUGUGCUUGCGGACGCGCGCAAGGCCGAGGCCGAAACGGACGUCGCACGCUUCCGUGCUAAGUACGAGCAGUGCAGCAGCCUCCUCCUCCAGCACCAGGCGACGAUCGCCGAACUUAGCGCUGACGUGGACACCAAGGCCGACGCACUCCUGCAGGCGGAGCGCAACUUCCGUGACGCUGAUGCCGAGCGCACGUACCUUCGUCGUCAGGAAGAGCGCUUGACGCUCGAAAUCACGCAGCUGCGCCUUGACAGCACCAACCAGCUCAAGCUCAUGGACGCUGUGCGCCGGAUCGAGUCGUUCCAGACAGACCGCAACGCUGCUGAGCUCGAGCGCGUCACGGCGCUGGCGUCGUCGCUCGAGACCAAGGUUGCCGAGCGGCAGAAAGCCCUCGACGAUGCCAAUGCGCUCUCGAGUGCGCACAUUGCGGAGCUCCAGCUCGAGCUCAAGGCUGCGCGCAAGGGCUGGGAAGCCGACAAGUCGCAGCUGGGCUCGGUUCGUGAAGCCCGGGUCGCACUUGAUGAGCAAGUGCGAGCCCUCCAGGUGCAAGUUGCGUCCAAGAACGAAGAGGUGAUUUCGCUGCGUGCGACGCUGGCUAAGGGCGCGGGUGUUGCGGCGGCCGAGCGUGUCGCAGGCCUCGAAACGGCGCUGGAGGACGCUAAGCGCGAGCUUCACGCGGCACUGACGGCGAAGCAAACGGCCGAGACGCACGCGGAUCAAUACAAGGUCAUUGCCGACGCCCACGAAAAGUCGCUUGCUGCGCUCUCGGCCUCGAGCGCCAAGUGGAAGGAAGAGCAGUCAGCGGCGCUGGCCGCGGCUCUUGUGGCGCGCGACAAGGCAGCCGAAGAGAUGGCCUCACUUCAAAAGUCGAUGCUUGCCAAUGCGGCCGAAGAAAACAAGCUCCGGCGCGAAAUGGACGCAUGGGACGCGGCCAAGCGACUCGACAUGCAGAAGGCCGAAGAACGCGCACUUCUGGCCGAGAAGGCGAGCGAGGCCAUCAAGAAAGACGUCGUUGCGCUUCAAGAGCGCCUCUCCAACGCCGAGGAGGACCUUCAACGCACGCGCGACGACUACGCCCGCGAGCUGCAGAAGCACCUAGCAGCCGUCGUGAGCUGCAACGACCUUCGACGCGAAGUGGACGAUGCGCGUCGCGUCGCAAAGGAACAGCAAGUCGCUACCAGCAGCCUCCAGGCGACACUCGAUACAAUCGAAGCCCGACACACGUCGGCCAUCGCGCAGCUUCAGGCUGCCGUCGACGACGCUGUCGCUGCCAAGACUGCGCUCUCGGAGCAAAACCAAUUGCUGCACUCCCAGCUUGAGGUGCUCACGCAGGACAUUGCGCGCGAGCACAACGCGGCUAUCUCGUCGUCUGCUUCCAGUGAAGCGGCGGACGAGAAGCAGCUGCGAGACCUCCGCGGUGUCGUCACGUACCUCCGCCGAGAGCACUCGAUCGCCGAGUCCAAGGCCGAAAUUGCGCAGCAGGAGACGCUGCGCUUCCAGAGCAAGGUUCGUGCGCUCGAGAAGACGGUUGAGAAGCUCAAGGCCGAGCAAGAUGCGGCGCUCAAGCUCCAAGCGACGGCGCUCACGACGACAGAAGACCAAGGAAAGCGCACGGCGAUGCUCGACCAGUUGAGUUUGCUCCGGGAGAGCAACGCGACGCUCCGCGCCGAGAUGCAGGCUGCACUGCACAAGGUCAAGGAAAAGAGACGGCGAUCGCGGGUUUGGAAGCCAAGGUGGGCCCCCUCCAGAAGAGCGAGAACCUCUUGAAGGGCCAGAUCCAGAACCUCAACGAGGACAUCGAGAGUCUGAACCAAGCCAACAAGCGCUGGAAGACGCGCGUCGACCAACUCAUCGAAAAGUAUCAGCAGAUCGACCCCGAGGAGCACGAGAAGGUCUGUGCGGAGCGCAAUUCGCUCAAGUCACAGGUUGAAGCGCUCGAAAAGUCGGCGGCCGACGCGACGGCUGAGCUCGCCAAGGUCCAGCCGCUCACGGCGGAGCUCGAGGCUCGCAAAAACUUUGUCGAGGAGCGCUGCCAGAAGCUGCAAUCGUUUGUGAAGAACUGGAAGGAGCGCGCGGUCAAGAGUGAGGCACGAACAGCAGAGCUCGAGGCCGUCGUCUCGACACUGGAAGCCAAGGCGGUCGAGAGCGACGCUGCCAAGGGCCUCGAAGACAAGAUCAAGGCUGCUGAAGGCGAGGCUAAGAAGGCCCAGGACGCCGAGGCAGAUGCCAAGAAGGCACUGGACGCUGAAGCCGACAAGAACGACAAGCUCAAGCUCCUCAACUCGAAGCUCAUGGCUAAGGUCAAGGCCUCGGCCGCUGAGAUCGUACAGCUCCAGGAAAAGUUGAGCGCAUCGACGCCAGCUGUUGAGACCCCUGUCGAAGAGACGCCGACACCCGAAGUAGCGGUUGUCGAUCCGCCGCUCCCACCCCAACCUGAGACAACGCUGGCUCAAGUCGUGGUCAAGCCAGUGGCGCCGACGCUCGCCGCUGCACCUGCGCUGGUUGUGACAAAACCGUUUGUGGUCCCUACUCCAGUUGCGCCGGUGCCUGCUGCCCAAAAGCCCGUGGUAACAGUAGCUACUGCGGCGCCGGUCGUCGCUGUGUCCCCACCGCUCCCCGCCGAGGCCAAGCCUGGUCUUGCGUCGCCUCCAUUGCCGACGGAACCCAAGUCGGUCGUCGCUAUGUCUCCUCCGUUGCCGAAUGAGCCAAAGCCCGUCGAGGCUGAUGCAUCAGCGACUGAAGAAGCAGAUGCUUCCUCGUCCUUGCGCGAGAUGGCACUGAAGUCUCUCCUGAAAAAAUCCAAGAUGGCAGCCCAGCAGAAGACACCUGCAUCGCCCGCAAAGCCAACGGUCGUGAUUCCGGCGCCGACAGCGCUGAACCCAGCAGCCCCGGUCUUCAGCCUCACCACCUCCGAAACGGCCGCUGCACCAUUUGCUGCUCCGUUUGCGACCGCGCCAAUGACGCCGCUGAAGCUCGACGCACCAACGCCUGCAACAACGUCGACCCCGAAGGGCAACCCGUUCCUCAACUUGAUGCCGCCAACGGCCUUUGGGUCGAGUGGGCCAACGGGCCUCGUCUUUGGUGGCAACUCGAAGAUCACAUUGCCCGUGCCAACGCUCCCCGCAGACGCAGCGGCGGAAGCACCGGCCGAGACGGAGGAGCAGCGGCUGCAGCAACGCCUCAUGCGUUUCAAGCGCGUGGCGACGAGUGCGAUCGAGAACGAACCGCCGACCAAGAAGGUUGCGACGACCGACGAGGCCGUUGACGCCGACGAAGAAGAAACGAAGGCGGCGCCGUCCGAGCCCUAGUAUACGAGACUUUACAAUGCUUCAUAUUUCGUGCAUUCAAACCA
This is a messenger RNA of Saprolegnia parasitica CBS 223.65, 5341 nucleotides long. RefSeq lists its product as hypothetical. Gene Ontology annotation, cellular component: nuclear pore. Bases 28 to 3756 code for a protein of 1242 amino acids. The record is from RefSeq and is a predicted model, not a curated record. Gene Ontology annotation, biological process: mRNA export from nucleus; protein import into nucleus. The transcript is spliced from 2 exons. Lineage: Eukaryota; Oomycota; Saprolegniomycetes; Saprolegniales; Saprolegniaceae. Gene Ontology annotation, molecular function: structural constituent of nuclear pore.